GUGUAUAUUACAACACAACAAAGUUCAGAUUGUUUGAUGAACUAGAGAAAGCAGUUCUCGUUUUCGGCCAUGGCUUGGAACUCUUCACGAGUGAUCCGAAAAAUGCAAAUAUCAGCCUUACACCAAAUGUCAGCUGCUAUGGAGGAGGACAGCCUCGAUGGAAUAAAGGAGAUUACUUCUUCAAGUAUCUGAAAAAUGUGACAGCAAAAAUGAAACAAGGUCCGGACAUCAGCUUUAACUUAGACGGCUCUCUCAAACAUGUCGAACUUCAGAUCUUGAAUCUUAAUAGGAAAAAUGUCUGGGAGAAAAUUGGCGUCUGGACAAACACAGGCCUAGAUAUAAAAGAUAUUGUUUGGCCAGGGGACAGUCCAGUGCCACCCCCAGGAGUUCCAGAAAAAUUCAACCUUAAAGUGACCUUUCUGGAUGAACCUCCUUUUGUGAACGUGUUCCCCCCGGAUAAUGAAACUGGAGAGUGCAAAACUAGCCGGUCUGUCAGGUGUCGAGUGGCACCAGAGUACAAGUUUUAUGGUAUGAAUCAUUCAGUUGCGAUACGUAAUCCAGAUUAUUACAAAUGUUGUUCAGGCUUUUGUAUAGAUCUCCUACAGAAGUUCGCUCAAGAUUUAAAAUUUUCCUACGAUCUUUACCGUGUAGAAGAUGGAACUUGGGGAGUUUUAAGUCAAAACGGCACGUGGAAUGGACUUAUAGCUGAACUCUUACAUCAUAAAGCUGAUAUUGUGGUAACCUCAAUCAAGAUAAAUUCCGAGCGUCAAACAGCAGCAGAUUUCACAGUUCCAUUUUUGGAGACUGGGAUCGCCAUUGUUGUGGCAAAGCGAACAGGCAUAAUAUCGCCAAAAGCUUUCCUUGAACCUUUUGAUACGAUAUCGUGGUUGAUGAUACUUUUGAUCAGCAUCCAAGGUGCCGCUUUAGCUAUAUUUUGUUUCGAAUGGUUGAGUCCGUACGGAUAUGAUAUGAAGAUGCUACCACCUAGAGAGGAUCCUUUCAACCCAAGGAAAAAUCACAAAUUUUCUCUCUUCCGAACCUACUGGCUGGUUUGGGCAAUUCUGUUUGGAGCUGCAGUUAACGUGGACUGUCCUCGUGGCAUUACUGCAAGGUUCAUGUCCAAUGUAUGGGCCAUGUUUGCUGUCGUAUUUCUUGCUAUCUACACUGCCAAUUUGGCAGCUUUCAUGAUAACCAGAGAAGAAUACUAUGAUCUUCAAGGGAUAGAUGACAAAAGGCUCACAAGUCCGUACAUAACAGAUCCUCCAUUCCGUUUUGGCACGAUACCUAAUGGAAAUACUGAGGCUGUCCUGAAGCGCAACAAGCUUCACCUUUACACAUGGAUGCGCAAAUUCAAUAGAUCAUCAGUGCAGCUAGGGGUUGAAGCAGUUAAAAGAGGUGAUUUGGAUGCCUUCAUAUAUGAUGCUACUGUUCUUGAAUAUCUUGCUGGGCAAGACAACGAAUGCCGACUUUUAACGGUCGGGACGUGGUAUGCUAUGACCGGCUAUGGUUUUGCACUUCCAAAGAAAUCCAAGUAUCUCAGUAUGUUUAACAGAGCUAUGAUACAGUACAGAGAAAAUGGUGACCUUGAGCGGUUGCAAAGGUUUUGGCUUCAAGGUGCUUGUAAACCGACAAGGAAUAAACGGAAUGUAAGCAAACCGUUAGAUGUGAACCAGUUCAUGAGUGCGUUUCUUCUAUUAGGUUGUGGAGUUUUAUUCACCAUCUUAGUGUUACUAUUAGAACAUAUUUAUUUCAAGUAUAUAAGAAAACAUCUUGCCAAAAAAGACACUGGUGAUUGCUUCACUCUUAUAAGUCUUAGUAUGGGCAAAUCGCUGAGUUUUCGAGGUGCUGUUUAUGAAGCUACAGAUAUGCUGAGACACCACCGGUGCAAAGAUCCAGUUUGCGACACACAGUUGUGGAAAACUCGUCAUGAGCUGGAUAUGGCAAAAUUAAAGAUACGUCAGUUGGAAGCCAGUAUACAAGGCGCCCUUAAUUCGCCAACAUUUAAAGAAUGGUCAGCAGAUUAUGCCAAGCCUCGAGACCUAACGAGGAAUUACUUUCAGAGCAACGAACCACAGCUUUCGAAUUUUGCACUUCCACCUGCUUACAGAACUCAUCCAUUGCACCCUUACGGGCCACACUACGUCAAAAACUUCACUAAUAUGGAAAUAGCAGAGAUUGAAACUGUAUUAUGAUCACCAGACAAUUGAUUUGAUAUUUGCAUGAAAGAACAGUGAUUCUGGAUUUAACAUUAGAAAAUGAAUUUUACCGCAGACGCAUUGAAAUUUAUCGUUCUCUGAUUAAAAGCUACAUAUAUUUGUGUAAUUUUUUUAAACAAAGGAAAUGAAUAUUUUCUUAACAUUAUGUUUCUUACAGCUCUGGGUUCUUUUAUUCGUAUUAGUUGCCUGUAGCCAAAUGGAAUAUUAGCAGAGGUUUCAAAAUGUCUAUAUAUUAUCCUCGAAAAUUAAAUGUAAUGUUCUUUAACGUUCAUUUUGUAUGUGUUUUUUACGCUUUUGAGAACCAAUUAUUAACGAUAGCUUAAAUGAGAAAUGCUUGUACAGCAGUAAAUUUUAUGAGAUAUUUUAUAUUAACAUUUGAUAGGAGUUGAUUUAUAUCAUCAUUAAAAAUCCAUAAAUUAGCUAUCUUUAAUUUAAAAUUGAGGAAAUGCAAUGCGCUGAUGUUUCUUCGAGAUUGAAUAGUUUCUUAUUUUCUUGUUAUGUAACUAAACACUAAAUAUUCUGGUCGAUGUCAAGUGCAAAACGUCAUAUAUAAAAUUAGAGUAAAGGUCCUACAGUAAAAGAAACUCUUGCAUUCUAUUUGAGUAUUGUUGCUUAACAGACCAUGCAAAUAAUAAUUAGUUGACAGAUUUAAUAUCUGUAUUUUUAAAUUAAAAUAUUUUUGAAUAUAAAUUACUGAAUACAUCCAUAAAAUUUCCUAAGUUAUUUUUUUCCCAGUAAUCUCUGUUGAAAUUAAAUGGAAUAAUAUAAAUUGUCACAGUUCUUCUAACAUUUUGAAAUUGAAAAGUUUAAUGCAGAAUUCAGAAUUGUGAAUGAAAUUUAGCGUUUGCAUAUGAGUGACGCAUGUAAGCUAUAAUGCAAAAUAAUUUAAUUAUCCAUAAAAUGUUUAAAAUUAUAUAUUAUUUGAGAAAGGACAUUUUUUUUUACUUUCAAGCAGAUUGUUAAACUCUUUAAACGUAUAACUAAUUGGUGCAUAUAGGGAAUUAUUCAGCGAUUUUUAUUUCUCAUGAGUAGUUGGUGUUAAAUAUUUUGAGCAAUAUUUUAAUCUCAAAUGUAUGUAUAAGUUUUCUAAUCAAAUAUUAACUUUUAAACCAAAAUUUCAAUGUGCUGCUUCGGGAAAAUUCAUUUUCUUGAGCUCUUAAUGAGAGUUAGAUUUCAUUGCGUUUGACUCUAUUAUAACUGGUUUGCGGAAAUUAAUUUUUAAUUGAAUCGCUAGCUAAUGUGUUUUCUAUCUAUUACCGGAUGGGGUGAAAAAUGGUAUGUACAGUGUGAUUAAAAUAUUAAUUUGUUAAUUAUGAUUUGAAUUGCUAUAAAUUUGCUGCUAAAUAUUUUUAAAAAUUUAAGUCUUUAAGAUAGAUCUGACUAUUCUAUAUUUAUCAUAGUAACAAUUUGUUUCGACUCAGUUGCAUUUUGAGAAAACCGUUUUUAAAAGUUGCUUACAAUUUCAGUAUAUAGAUAGAUACUCGUUAUUAUGCCACUUUAGCAGCUAUUUUAAGUAAAUAUUUCUUUAUGAAUAUAGGUAGCCUUUCAUUUUUUGCCGCAUCCGAAAGUGCGUUAUGGAUAUUCUAUGUACUCAAAAUGGUGUAAAUUUAAGAUCUGAAGGUAUUUGAUCAUUUGAAAGUAGAAUUCUAAAUAUUUUACUUUAUAAGUGGACUAUAAAUGGAGUGUCAAUGAAACAUUUUAGUCCAUAUACUUCAUUUCCUAUAGAAAUUAAUCAAAUUGAGAAGUGUUUGUGCUUCUUUUUGGUAGCAUCAGUGUAAUUAUAUUUUGUGAUAAAAUAUAACGAUAGUUUUUCAUUGCUAUAACGCUACUACAAUUAAUGUGCAUUGUUAAAAAUAAUUUUUUGGCAAUAACUUAGCAUGGUAAAAACAUGAAUUUUAUGCAGUGCCACAGUAGUUCUCUCAAAGGUUAUAGAAAAAGAUAUUGAAUUUAUUUUCAAAGAGAUUAUUGAAAACGCUUGUUGAAUAAAAUCUCCAAUUUUUCUUUAUUCAAUUAAAGACUGUUCCAAAUUUUGUUGUAAGUACUUAGUUAUCUAGAAGAAAUGAAGGUUUAUUUGUAAAAAAUUUUAAUUAUUGAUUAAUUUUAAACAUUAUAUUAAAAACAUCGUAUUAAUAACAUCAUAUUAUGAUGUGAAUUUUAAACAUCAUAUUAAAAAAACAAAUAAACUGCCACAGAAUAAAUAAGUACAAAAAUAGUCUAAAAUUAUUUUACAGUUAAUAAAUACUACUUUAAGUGUAUAUAUAUCCUAAAAUAAUAAAUUUUAAAUGAAAAAAAUUUUGAUUAAUGUCCUGAAAUGUUUCAUCUCUCUUUUGGAACAAAAAUAUUUUGAGCUUAUACUUUUCAUUAGGCACGAUCAAAAUUUUAAUUUGGAUUUUAAGAUCACUAAAAAUAUCCUAAAUUACUUUGUAAGUUUAUCGGGUGUUAUAUUAUAAAAAUUGAUUUCCUUUAAGUUUAGUUUUUAUUCUUUUGUUAGAAAUAUAAUGAUUAAUGUUAGAAAUAUAAUGAUUAGUGAGUUUUAUCAUCUUUUAAUCCAAAUAUACCUUUAUAUAUAAAUUAAUCAUUUUGAAUUUUAUGUUUAAUUUAAUUAGUUGUUAUGUAAAAUAUAUAGCUUCCAAUUUACAUGGUACCCAAGAUCAUCUGACAUACUAUUUAAUUAUGAUUAUUUGCUAAGGAUUUACAUUCUAAUUACUUAAAGGAAAACAAUUAGUAAAGUUUUAAACGUUAAAUUGAAAAUAAAUGUUUAAAACAUUAAGAUUAAAAUGUUCAAUUUUUUAAUAAAAUUAUUUACAUUUAUUGAAUUGAAUUCAUCGAUGUUGUAUUUUUACAUAUGAUUUCAGUCUUUCACUGGAAAAAAAUGUCGGAAAUGUAAUAUUCCUCGACUUAGCAAUCUCUAAAUGUCCGACUAUAGCAACAUAAUUAUCUCCUUGGUUUAUAUUUAGAUGCUAUAAAGUGAAUGAUGGAUACAAUUUCUUUAAUUCCCAAAAUAGAGAUAUUGUAAAUAACAAGUAUAUCAUUUAACAUCGAAACAUAUACCUAAAUUUCGAGAUAUUGACAAGCAGAAUUUUAGCUGCCUAAAGUAAAUUAUUAUCAUUCGAACUGAUUGAAACCUCAGCUGUGAAACUGUUAUGUCAUAAUAGCAUUCUAUUUCAUCACCUAAAUUGAAAAUUUUUCAGUGUGCCAAAAAGUUUUGUUAAUUGCUGUUGAUGACGUUAGUAAUCUUUUAGCUUGCGAAUUAGCAUAUCAAAAUGGAGAGAAGUUUCUGCGUAAGAAACAACAUUAUGAAUUACAUGUAUGUAAUCAUGAGUGAAAGAAAUUUUAAUUUAUAAAAACAGUUUGCUUAACAGUCUUCAUGUCAGGUUAAUGCAAAAGUAUUUCUCUUUAAAGAAAACAAAUUAAAUUAAGAAAUUUGUCUUAAAAUGUUUAGUUCCCAUGAAAUAUUAAACUAACAAAUGGAAACAUUGAAAUGUUUAUGACAAUAUUGUUACUGAAUGGCAAUAACAAUGGAUAAUAAUAGCAAAUAAAAGGUGUUAUUUUCCUCUUUAUGGUUAGCCCAAAGUUAAAUUCAAAAAUCAGUAAAGUUGUUUUAUUUAUGCAGCAAAAAUGCAGUUUAUCAUCCAGUCUAAAUGAAGCAUGAAGAGAAACACUAUUUAGAGUUAUUAAAUUAAGAAAUUUGUCUUAAAAUGUUUAGUUCCCAUGAAAUAUUAAACUAACAAAUGGAAACAUUGAAAUGUUUAUCACAAUAUUGUUACUGAAUGGCAAUAACAAUGGAUAAUAAUAGCAAAUAAAAGGUGUUAUUUUCCUCUUUAUGGUUAGCCCAAAGUUAAAUUCAAAAAUCAGUAAAGUUGUUUUAUUUAUGCAGCAAAAAUGCAGUUUAUCAUCCAGUCUAAAUGAAGCAUGAAGAGAAACACUAUUUAGACUUAUUUAAAGAAUCCAAGCUGAAGAGUGUUGCUGAUUAGUAUUGUAUUAAUCAAUAAUGAACUGAAAUAUUUAUAGGAAAUUUUGAAGUCCCUGCUUGCAAUGAACUGUAACUAUAUUAUAAAAUCCAGUAAUUUUAUUCAUACCGAUAAAUGAGUACUUAAAUAUUUGCCUUGUAAACAUAUUCAUUCGUCAUCGAAAUACUUUAGAUUUUAAUAUAAAUAGUAAAAACAGUCUUAUUUACUGCAAAUUUUCUUCAUUAGUCUUGACUUGAAACAGCUUUAAAUAACAUAAUCAUAUAUAAUGAAACAUAAAAUACUUAAUUUUACUCCAUUUUGAAUGAAAAAUGCUGGUUCACAAUGGUGCUUAUACUAUAGAAAAGAAGACUGUUCUUCUACAUUUUUCUCUUUUUAAGGUUGUUGAAAGAAGUGAUGUGUAAAUAAAAUUAGAUAUACAUCAAAGUAGUAGUAACGGGUCUUGCAUGUUUACGCAUAAUGAUGCAUGAUGCUUUUUUAAGCCGAAAUAUUGCAUGCGCAUUUAUUUAUUGCAGAUUAAGUGUACAUGUAUGAACAUAUAUAAAUAUGCAUAUACAUAUGAAACAUAUGUGUGGCUUAUAAAUGUUUUCAGUUGAGAAUAAUUUUUUUAAUAUCAAUAAAAACAAUUUGUUCAAAA
Molecule: messenger RNA, 6821 nt
Organism: Stegodyphus dumicola
Lineage: Eukaryota; Metazoa; Arthropoda; Arachnida; Araneae; Eresidae
Product: glutamate receptor ionotropic, NMDA 2B-like
Biological process (GO): monoatomic ion transport
Cellular component (GO): membrane
Molecular function (GO): signaling receptor activity; ligand-gated monoatomic ion channel activity
Source: RefSeq, a predicted model, not a curated record